This is a messenger RNA of Xyrauchen texanus (razorback sucker), 2202 nucleotides long. It is a transcript of the gene stk17a, whose product is annotated as serine/threonine kinase 17a. Gene Ontology annotation, molecular function: ATP binding; protein serine/threonine kinase activity. The record is from RefSeq and is a predicted model, not a curated record. Lineage: Eukaryota; Metazoa; Chordata; Actinopteri; Cypriniformes; Catostomidae. The transcript is spliced from 7 exons. Gene Ontology annotation, biological process: protein phosphorylation; intracellular signal transduction; positive regulation of apoptotic process. The coding region runs from base 279 to 1466 and encodes 395 amino acids. Gene Ontology annotation, cellular component: nucleus.
ACGAGUUGAGGAGAACAGUCGUUAUCACCGCCUGAACAUUACACUGAAGCAUUUUUGGUCACUUUUGUUUAAAAUUUAUUCGAAGAUGAAAGUAUCUGUAAUUUCUAUUUUAGACACGUUUCCCUGUUCGUAUUGUUAGGUGAAAAUCCAGUCAGGGAAAAAGUUUUAGUAAGUGAGGUAGACUUGAUUGCAUUCGUUUGUCACCUGUUGGACUGGGUUUGCAGGCAAAAACAGGUAUAGGUACAAAAAUAAAUCUGAGUAACGUUUAAAAAGCCGUUAUGAUUCCUGAAUGUCCACGAACGACCGAGUCCAGAAGCCGAAUUCUGUGUGAAUCCGGUCAGAACCGCUCCGGGUUACUGCGCGAGAUCAGAACCGCCAUCAGGAGCGAGCCAUUUACCGUGCACUAUGACAUCAUCCCGGGUAAAGAGCUGGGCAGAGGCAAGUUUGCUGUGGUGAGAAAAUGUGUGGAGAAAAGCACAGGGAAAGAAUAUGCUGCGAAGUACAUGAGGAAGAGGAGGAAGGGCCAAGACUGCACUUCAGAAAUCAUUCAUGAGAUUGCAGUGCUGGAGCUGGCAGAAGCCUGUCCACGAGUGGUCAACCUUCAUGAGGUCUACGAGAUGGCCAGCGAGAUGGUACUUGUUCUGGAAUAUGCUGCAGGUGGGGAGAUUUUUAACCAGUGUGUGGCUGAGAGAGAUGAGGCCUUCAAAGAGGAAGAUGUGAAGAGACUUAUGAGACAGAUUAUAGAGGGAGUGGCCUUUUUUCACAGGAACAACGUGGUACACCUGGACCUCAAACCUCAGAAUAUCCUCCUCACCAGCGAGUCUCCUCUCGGGGACAUAAAGAUUGUGGAUUUUGGCCUGUCUAGGUUGGUAAGCAGCAGUCAGGAGAUUAGAGAGAUCAUAGGCACACCAGAGUAUGUGGCACCAGAAGUCCUGAAUUAUGAGCCAAUAAGCACCGCGACUGAUAUGUGGAGUAUUGGUGUCCUCGCCUAUGUAAUGCUGACAGGCAUCUCUCCGUUCCUGGGCGAUGAUAAGCAGGAGACCUUCCUCAACAUCUCUCAAAUCAGUGUCAGCUACACAGAGGAAGAGCUUGAGCACUUGGACAGAGCUGCCAUCCACUUUAUAAAGUCCCUGCUCAUCAAAGAACCAGAGAACCGUGCCACUGCAGAAAACUGCCUCAAACACCAGUGGCUUCAGACGAAAGAGGAGGAAGUAAAGGAGUACACUUCAGAGUGCGUCUCGGAGCCUGUUAGUCCCGGGACAUCCAGCCACAAUGAAGAUGCAGGGCAGGAAAACAGUCAGGUGACGGAGGAGCUCAUAGUAAUGGCAGCAUACACCCUGGGUCAGUGCCGCCAGACCUCAGAUAAAGAGAGCCUGACCCCGGACCAGAAGGCCAUCUCCAAACGCUUCAAGUUUGAGGAACCGUUCUCAGCCCUUCAGGAAGUUCCUGGAGAAUUCAUUUACUGAUUUACACCCAGCCAGCUACAGUAGCUGCUAUGCUCCAACUAUUGUCGCACUUCAGACAAAGAGACCUUAUGUUUUUUGUAUUUUCUUUUCACCCACCUCAAGAUUUGAACUUGUAAGCCAAACGAUUUUUGUUUUUGUUUUGUUUGUCGCACUAGUUGCUCUUGUUUCUUCGUUAUUUCUCUAAUGUUUGUGCUGCUUUAUAUUUACAUUAUGUUACUGAAGAUUAAGCCUUGCUGUGGUACUCCUUUUAUGCUCUUUUAAUUUCCUUUUGGUCCUAUGCUUAAAUGUUUGACUGUAUGGUUCAUACAUUUAACUGCAUUGUAUUAUUAUAUUGUUUUGAUGAUAACAAUUCCUUUUGUUUUCUUCUGGAUGCGUUUGCAAUCUUUGUACAAAUUAAUGUUUGUUUAUCGUUCUGGUUUGCAGGGGCAAAUAUAAUUACAUGUAAAUGAAACAAAACAUUUUUUAAGAGUAUUUCAACAAUGUUUAAAAAGCCAUUUUUUCCAGCUCCUGUCUGUUCGACUCCUUGUAUGUAGUGGCCCUCUCUGGUCAUUCCUGGAUAACGUCCGUAGCAAUAAUACUUUUAUUUACACAUGUAUGUGAAGAAAAUUUGUCUUUGUGUGUUUAUUCUUUAACUUCUAUUAGAGUUACAACUGUAUAUUGAUUUGUCACUAUAAACAAUAUUUUUAAUGGCAACACAUUUUCAAAGUGACUGUCUUGAUGCUGUAAAUAAACAUUU